This is a messenger RNA of Sebastes umbrosus (honeycomb rockfish), 4182 nucleotides long. It is a transcript of the gene wsb1, whose product is annotated as WD repeat and SOCS box containing 1. The transcript has 9 exons. The record is from RefSeq and is a predicted model, not a curated record. Gene Ontology annotation, biological process: intracellular signal transduction. Gene Ontology annotation, molecular function: protein binding. The coding region runs from base 303 to 1586 and encodes 427 amino acids. NCBI's taxonomy places the organism in Eukaryota, Metazoa, Chordata, Actinopteri, Perciformes, Sebastidae.
CUCGGUAACAUCCAGUCAGAAGCCAUCGCGUACCAGCAGGAAUCCUAUCGAAGUCGACGGAAGGGAGUGCUAUAAUUACGUGUUAAACAGUUCUAGCAUAAUUAUACAUUUAAACCGUAAAACUAAGCGGUAUUUGUCGACGAAGCGAACGGAAGAGAAGACGGACUCUGACAGACAGACGUUAGAGGAGGAGAAGAAGAAGAAGAAGCCGUCCAACGCUCCGUUUUACUCGUUUUCCUCUUUAAUAUCUUCUCUUUAUCAGUUCCUGCCUGGCUUUCUCUCAAGUCUGUGCCCUUAUUUAGAUGGCAAGCUUCCCAGACCCUGUAAACGAAAAUGACAUAGGUAAGGCAAAGUUCAUCGGUGAACUGCUGGUGCCCGUUGCUCCCUUCGACCAGAAGUCUGGACGCGAGGCUUGGACGGUAGCCUUUGCACCCAAUGGUUCCUACUUCGCUUGGUCUCAGGGGCAUCGCAUUGUCAGGCUCAUUCCCUUGGCAAAAUGUCUGAAGGACUUUUCAAUGGGCAAAAGCGGGGAGGCCACCAAUGCCUUGAGCCCCCGGUGUUUGUCUCUUCAGAACAGCGCCGAAGGCCAGGUAAUCCCAGCGGCCGACGAGCCCCGCGAACACACCAUCGACUGCGGUGACAUCGUCUGGGGCUUGGCCUUCGGCUCCUCGGUGCCAGAGAAGCAGAGCCGCUGUGUUAACAUCGAGUGGCACCGCUUCAAGUUCGGUCAGGACCAGCUGCUACUGGCAACAGGCCUCAACAAUGGUCGCAUCAAGAUCUGGGAUGUUUACACUGGAAAACUGUUGCUGAAUCUGAUGGACCAUACUGAUAUAGUGCGAGACCUGACCUUUGCACCCGAUGGCAGUCUCAUGCUGGUCUCUGCAUCCAGAGAUAAGACCCUCCGUGUUUGGGACCUCAAAGAUGAUGGUAACAUGGUGAAGGUUUUGCGGGGGCAUCAGUACUGGGUGUACUGCAGCGCCUUCUCCCCUGACUCUUCCAUCCUGUGCUCAGUCGGCGCUGGCAAAGCAGUGUUCCUAUGGAACAUGGAUAAGUACACCUUGAUCCAGAAGCUGGAGGGGCACCACAAUGAUGUGGUGUCUUGUGAGUUUUCACCAGACGGGGCGCUGUUGGCCACCGCCUCUUAUGACACCCGGGUCAUCGUGUGGGACCACCACAAGGGCACCGUCCUGCUGGAACUUGGCCAUCUCUUCCCUCCUCCAUCACCCAUUUUUGCUGGAGGGGCAAAUGACCGCUGGGUUCGCUCUGUGAGCUUCUGCCCUGAUGGCCGCCACAUUGCCAGCAUUACUGAUGACAGGCUGGUUCGUUUCUGGAGCAUCGAGGAAAGAGCUCCUCAGGCCAUCGCCUCUCUCUCUAAUGGCCUCUGCUGUGCCUUCUCCGCUGAAGGAAGUGUCCUUGCUGCUGGGACUCGUGAUGGUAGUGUGCACUUCUGGGAGUGUCCUCGUAGCGUUCCCAGUCUGCAGCACAUGUGUAGGAUGUCCCUCCGCCGGGUGAUGACCACCCAGCAGGUGGAGUCCCUGACCAUCCCUACGCUGCUCUGUGACUACCUGACCUACAAAGUCAUCUAAUCACCCCCUACCCACCCACCCACCACCACAGCACCAACUGAAACAACUGUCCCUGCCGCAGCAGCAACAGCAUGCUGGAAAACCAAUGAAUUAUUUUCUGAAAAAAUAAACAGUUUUUCAUAGCACUUUGUUGAACAAACAAAAGCAAUCAGGAGAGGAGGAAAAAAGGUUACGUUUUCCUGAAACCCCAGAGCCAUGUCCUCGUUUCAAACCCCCCCCACCACCACAUCCACUCACAGAAGAAUAUUGUGUUGUUUUCUAAAUAUUUAUUUUUGCAAGUACUUAAGUCAAUAAUUGUGUUGGGGGCCAGUGCACCACCCAUGCCUGUAAGGGGCAAGUUAUUUCAGAGGCCUCCUAUCCCCCUCCAUCAUAUUGGUGAGGUGUACCUGUAAGUGUUCAGCUCCUCCUCUUCAGCUCCGGCUCUCCACCAGGUUCAGUAAACUCUUCCAACCUUGUGAUGAUCUUUGCACCGGUGUUUGCUCUUAAUGUCAGGAUUGCAAGUAGGUGAGCUAAAGGGAAGAGACAGGUGGGAUGUUUAACAGAUGCAGGGUUUUUUAAGGCCAAUACUCAGAUCUGUGAACUACUGAUAUUUGUGGACGUAUAGUAUCUUUACAGUGAUAAAUCAUCCAGGCAGAUAUUAGGUCAUUGCAGAUAUGUCGGUAUUGGCGUAUAUGUCGGCCGGUAAAUGACAAGACAUUGAAGUACAUAAAUGCCAAAGAUAUUUUUUUUUUAAACAGUAUCACCAUUUUGUCCACCAGACGGUAGUGAAUUCUAUUUCUCAAACUGCAAAAUCUUCUGCCCAUCACAUUUCUUGGAUUGCAAUUGUUACAAAAACAAAUUUAUGGGAACUGAUAUUUCAUUAUUGGAUCAUUUUUAAACUCUCAAAUAUCAAUAUUUGUAGUGGCCUCAAAAAUCCUGUAUCUAUUUGAUUGGUUUACCAGAGAAGUACCUUAGAACCCUGACUAAGGAUGUCUUCAUUCAUUUGGAUUUACUCUAUGACUGUGACAGCUUUACGGCUUUACAUCAUUGCAAAUAGUUUUUUGACCAGUAUUAGCACUAUGGUGUAAAGUUUUAUGAGUAGGUCACCAUUUUUUUUACCUUUUUUUUUUUUUCUAUGGCGUGCAUAAGCACCCAGCAGGGUGACAGAUUCCUGCUAAUGGCCUUCACACUGCUUCACUGAUUUUGAUUGUUGGUGGUGGUAAUAAUGCACCAAGAAACCCAGCAAUGUACCACCAAAGGCAGGGAAUAAGAUCGGUAGUGGAUGUAAAACAAUACAGGCUCCAACAUGUCUAAAAAUAACCUUUGCAAAGGAUUAAUGAGGAAGGAAUGCAUUCAACAGGUAUACACACACACACACUGUGUUGUGGUGACAAACACUGAAUGUAAACAUAACUUUGUUUACACGAAAACUUCAAAGGGUACCUUUUUGAAACCCUCCUUAAAUGGCCCCAAAAAUGCACUACCAAACUAUCAUGUCAUCAGAGCUUCAGUGAAAUUGAAAACCAACAAUUAGUCCAACCCUGACUUCCAACAUGAUGCAGGUGCAGCCCAAAAAAAUGUCUUGGACUGGCGACAUAAAUGUCAUCAAUAUACUUGAAUUAACUUCAGUGUGUGCCCCACCCCCCCCCCCCGCCCCAAAGCCUUUUGAGACCAGUGUUGUUGGAUGGUUUCACCCUAAAAAGCAAAGCACCUCUGCUGCUGUACACAGAGUUCAAUGUGAUAUGUAUGUGUGUAUAUAUAAAAUUGUAUCAUAUCUAUAAACAAGUUAAGUUUUUUUUCCACUUUUAUCAUUUAUAUCCAGUUCUUCUGUUGGAAUAUUUUUGUAUUUUUUCUUAUUUGUUCUCCUUUUAAAUGUGAAAAUGUCUACUAGUAACUACACGUCUUACUGCUAAAGCCCAGAAAGAAAAAAGUGUGUAUUACAUUUCUUUUACAGGUCAGGUUUUAGACUGCGGCAGUGGAAGUGUUACUUGCGCCCUUGUCGCCAAUAAUUCCAGCAAAACCCUGAAAGUAAUCAAAAGCUACCAACCAAUCAGCUGCCUGCCUCAGCCAUCUCGGUGUUAAAAGACCUUCAUGUUCACUCUUGAUAGAAAUAAAUGCUACAUGAUAAUCCGCAAUGACCCUUAAGAUGGAGCAUUCCUAGAAUCAUCCGUUUCUCGGUCAUUUUUCAGUUUGUGUGUCAGUGGAUGUGAGAUGUGAAGAAGGGAAAGUGAGCUUUUUAAUGUCGUCCUGUUUGUGUUUCUGUAGUGAGGUGGGGUGCAGAACAGCUGCCAGCCGUUCUUGGAAACAAGUUCUCUGACAGUGCUAAUGCCAAAGGAUUCUCCUUUUCAGAUCGCUUAUGAACUCUUUAAGUUUUCUGCUAAGAUGUGUAGAGGGUGUCUCAUGAAUGGGUUGCAGUGCUUAGUUCUCUAUACAGAACCUUAACAGGGGGUUUGCAUUACAUGAUGUAACCAUUGUGAUUGGAAAAACACAGUCCUGCCUCAGUGAGAUGCAGUAUGAAGUGGCAAAUAUAUCAAAUAUAUAUAUGAAUGUAUAAAGAUUUCUUUUCUUGUAUUUUUCUUGUUGUUUUUUAGUUCCAAUAAAGGCUUUUUGACAAAAA